GCGGACGGCCUGGGGUCUCCCUGCUUCGGCGCCCGUUUCUUCCGCUCGCGACCCGCCGACCGCGCCGCCAUGGCGGCCAUCAGGGCCCUGGCGUUGGCCUCCCCGCUCAGGCCGCUCGCGGGACUGCGGUGGCCCCCUCCCUGCGGGCGGGCGGCCCUGCACGGCUCGGCGCCGCGGCCCGCGGCCAGGGUGGCGCUGGUGCUGUCUGGCUGUGGGGUCUAUGACGGGACCGAGAUCCACGAGGCCUCUGCGAUCCUGGUGCACCUGAGCCGUGGAGGAGCUGAGGUCCAGAUUUUUGCCCCAGAUGUCCCUCAGAUGCACGUGAUUGACCACACCAAGGGGCAGCCGUCUGAGAGCGAGAGCAGGAAUGUUUUGGCAGAGUCGGCAAGAAUUGCCCGAGGCAAGAUCACCAACCUGGCCCAGCUCAGCGCCUCCAACCACGAUGCUGCCAUCUUUCCCGGAGGAUUUGGAGCUGCCAAGAACCUGAGCACCUUUGCCGUGGAUGGGAAGGACUGCAAGGUGAAUAAGGACGUGGAGCGAGUCCUGAAGGAGUUCCACGCUGCCGGGAAGCCCAUCGGCCUGUGCUGCAUCGCGCCUGUGCUUGCGGCCAAGGUGCUCAGAGGCGUGGAGGUCACAGUGGGCCACGAGCAGGAAGAGGGCGGCAAGUGGCCCUACGCCGGGACUGCAGAAGCCAUCAAAGCCCUGGGGGCCACGCACUGCGUGAAGGGCGUGAACGAAGCCCAUGUGGACCUGAAGAACAAAGUGGUCACUACCCCGGCCUUCAUGUGUGAGACCGCGCUUCACCACAUCCAUGAUGGGAUUGGGGCCAUGGUGAAGAAGGUGCUGGAACUCACCGGGAAGUGACGGCGCUGGUGGCGGCGUGUGCCUCCUGGCCCAGGCUGCCCGGGGCAGGGGCUGCCGCCGUGCCUGCUGGAGGCCCCGCACGCUGGGCUCAGCUCAGCCUCGGGCUGGAGGAAGUGGGGCUUGCGCCGGCCCCUGAGCCGCUGCUCAGCUUCUCUAGAGAACCGGGAGAUGCCCCGCGCCAGCCAGCUUUGGACUUUCGGGAUGCUUAAUGUUUGAAGAAAGAAAACGUUGGAGGUUUCAAAUCUUAAUUAUAGAUCCAGAAUAAUU
This is a messenger RNA of Dipodomys spectabilis (banner-tailed kangaroo rat), 1131 nucleotides long. RefSeq names its product glutamine amidotransferase class 1 domain containing 3 (gene Gatd3). Bases 70 to 864 code for a protein of 264 amino acids. The record is from RefSeq and is a predicted model, not a curated record. Gene Ontology annotation, cellular component: mitochondrion. NCBI's taxonomy places the organism in Eukaryota, Metazoa, Chordata, Mammalia, Rodentia, Heteromyidae. The transcript has 7 exons.